Molecule: messenger RNA, 400 nt
Organism: Solanum tuberosum (potato)
Lineage: Eukaryota; Viridiplantae; Streptophyta; Magnoliopsida; Solanales; Solanaceae
Product: thioredoxin H2-like
Exons: 2
Coding region: 124-396 (90 amino acids)
Source: RefSeq, a predicted model, not a curated record
UACAUCAACAACCAAUAUUAUAAGGGUCCAAGUAAAACUCUUAAUUCCAAUAUCAAGCCAAAGAAAAUCUUUCAAAAACUAAGAAAAAAUAAAAACCUUUUACUCUAGAAAUCUAAAAGAAAAAUGGGUGCUAACUACUCAAUUACAUUGCAUGAAGCUCAUAAUAUGCCAAUCACACCACAAUUCAAGAGGUCUAAAGUCAUUGCUUUCCACUCUUCAACAAAAUGGAAGCUCCAUUUUGAUUCUUUGAAAAAUACAAACAAAUUGGUUGUUAUUGACUUCACAGCUACAUGGUGUGGUCCUUGCAAAUACAUGGAACCAAUUCUUAAUGACUUUGCUGCUAAAUAUAUAGAUGUUGAGUUUGUCAAGAUUGAUGUUGAUGAAUUGGAUGUAUGAAUUA